GUUGUUGCUAGUGAUUGGUGUACUUAUCUGACGUUUAAGAAAAGCUGUCGUCAGUGUAUCAAUAUCAAAAUAUUUGGAAAAUAUAAAAAAAAUUGCAAUAGUUUAGGUAAUUAAAUGUAAAUAAAGAUGAGGUCGCUUAGUAUAUCUUUGUUGAGCGUAUCCUUAACAUUAGUAGUCAUUGCAAAUGCCUAUUAUCAGAAGAAACAGUUUUACCCAUCUGUUGUGUACAUUACAAAAUCCAACCCCAGUAUGGCUGUAAUAUAUCUACAGGCUUUUAUAUGUGUGUGGAUAAGUGGAAAAAUUAUGAGAAGGAUAUUCUUUGGUCAGUUGAGAACAACAGAGUUUGAGCAUCUAAUGGAAAGAUCUUGGUAUGCAGUAACAGAAACAUGCCUGGCUUUCACUGUCUUUAGAGAUGAUUUCAAUCCAAAGUUUGUAGCUCUUUUUACACUAUUACUCUUUUUGAAAUCUUUUCACUGGUUAGCAGAGGAUAGAGUUGAUUACAUGGAAAGAAGUCCAGUAAUAAGUUGGCUUUUCCAUAUCCGAGUCCUCUCUCUACUUCUCCUCUUAGGGUCCUUAGACUUACAUUUUAUCCAACAUGCUUACCUUUCAACUGUAUCCAAAGGUGCAUCUGUCCAGCUAGUGUUCGGCUUUGAAUACGCCAUCCUUCUUACCGUUGUUAUCAACAUCGCUAUUAAGUAUGGAUUGCAUUCAGUUGACCUGAACAGCGAAACCCCUUGGGACAACAAAGCAGUAUUUCUUUUAUACACCGAACUGGUGAUGGGUCUUAUUAAGGUUAUUUUAUAUUUCGCUUUCGUCGCAAUUAUGGUUAGGAUAUAUACCUUGCCGCUGUUUGCAUUCAGACCGAUGUAUUAUACCAUUAGAAACUUCAAGAAAGCUUUCAGCGAUGUGAUUUUGUCCCGAAGAGCUAUUCAUAAUAUGAACACUUUAUAUCCUGAUGCCACUCCAGAAGAACUGCAAGCUGCUGACAAUGUGUGCAUUAUCUGCCGGGAGGAAAUGACGACGGCCUCCAAAAAAUUACCCUGCAAUCAUAUUUUUCAUACGGCUUGUUUGCGUUCAUGGUUUCAACGGCAACAAACUUGUCCAACUUGCCGGCUCAACAUUCUUCGCAACCCCACAAACAACAAUUCCCGUCCUGCACAAGCACCUAGACCACCACAACCUAACGUACAAAAUCCUUUUAUAAACCCCUUUUUUGCCGGACAGAACCCUUUCCAAAUGUUCCAACCGCCCAAUGCAGAGAACCAAGCACCGCAGCAACCACCAAGACCAGCUGCAGAAGGCGGAGCUGAACAGACAGUUCCUCCGCAAGUCCCACCGCAAGUUAAUUUGCCGCCAUUCGCUUUCCCGCCGUUUCCUUUUGUCCCGUUCUUACCGCCACCGCCAAUGCCACCUCAAACAGUUUUCGAGUCACUGUCGACAGAAGAGUUGCAAAGGAUGGAGGGAACAGAAAGGGAUAAUGUUGAGGCUAGGAUACAGUGCCUGAGGAAUAUACAGAUGCUCUUGGAUGCAGCAGUCGUAAUGAUGCAACAAUACAGCACCACGGUGCUUCUUACUUCUCAUAUUACGCCAAACGUUUCUACCACAUCCUCAGCGAUGCCCUUUUUGAAUACUCCAGCUUGGAACAAUCCUCCCACACAGUCCGAGACGCCAAAAGUUGCUAAAGUGGCUCCUACAACUAACGCCCAAGUUUCCACGAGUGCCGGAGAGACAAGCACCGGUGAGUCAGAGUUCGAUAAACCUACCACUUCGAAGACGGUUAGCGAAGAACGUUUGGUUGAGGAAGGUCCGAUUAGUCAGGAGGAGAUAAUAAGAAGAAGACGGUUGCAAAAAUUCGAGCAACAAGUAGAAAGGGAAUAGGUUUUUGUACUGUUACACUGAAAUUUUUUACUUAAGUUUCUUGUUAUUUUUGUUCGCUGUUGCGGUAUUUCACAAUACUUUACAGAAGUUUUAAAGUGUAUUUUUUCUUUACACCGGAAUCAUAACAAUAUUACGUACAAAAAUCAAUUUAUCAAUAUGUUUUUUACCGCGGCAUUGUUUCAAAAUUUGAUGUGUUCUGAAAGUGCAACUGCGCAUGACCAUAUGAUCGAUCUAAGACCGAUCUAUUUUAGACCAGGAAAUUAAGCAAAAAAAGUACCCUGUUUUUGACACUCGUCCGGCCAGGCAACCGACAGUUGUUUUCAGUAGUAUUAUAGUAGUAAAAAACGGUAAUUUUUCGCUUUUUUCUUCUACCAGCAAAAAGUAAAGCGUUUGAAACAAAUUUGAGAAGAGAAGAAACUUAUCAAGUCAUAUAAAACCCUUCAAAAUGGCGUUUUCUAAACGUUCCUAUACUUAUGUGUUGCUUAGAAAGUUGCAAAAUAAGUCAAAAAUUUCGAUUUUUUAUAAAUGUUAAUAGCUUUUUUUUAAUAACCUUUAUAGUACACACAAUGUUGCAAAGAGAUUAAAAGUUAUUUAAUUUGUUUAUCCCAAAUUAAAUUUUUUUGCAACAAUAUAAGUCAGAAAAUUAAA
Messenger RNA from Diabrotica balteata, 2526 nucleotides. The record is from the annotation of a GenBank genome assembly. NCBI's taxonomy places the organism in Eukaryota, Metazoa, Arthropoda, Insecta, Coleoptera, Chrysomelidae.